CCGCCCAUGUUUCUCUCCCUUCCAUAAUGCCUCAAAUCGAAGUCGCCGCAAUCACAACUCCUCAAGUCCACAACAACAGUCGACAGUAACUGUUAAGGAAAAACGAAAACACCGGAGGAAAAAAGCGCAGCGAAAAGGCCCUUCCUGUUAUCCGACAACCAUGGUUCAAGCUCAGAUGUGGAUCCUGACCAAAUAUUUUGACGGCUUCCCCAAAGAAAGUGACUUCCAACUUCAAGUGGAGGAGCUGCCCGAGCCUGAAGAUGGACAGGUGCUUUUGGAAACAUUGUUUCUGAGUGUUGACCCUUACAUGAGGCCGUUCAGCCACUUUCGCAUGAAAGAAGGAGAUGUGAUGAUCGGAACUCAAGUGGCCAAGGUGAUCCAGAGCAAAAAUGCGAUGUUUCCCGUGGGAGACCACGUCGUUGGCCGCGGCGGAUGGAGGACUCACACCGUGUCGGACGGGUCCGACCUCCUUCCCGUCAUGCCCGACUGGCCUCAGGACAUCUCGCUCUCCCUGGCUUUGGGCACAGUCGGCAUGCCUGGGCUGACGGCCCUGUACGGAAUUGAGGAAGUUCUGGGGCUGAAAUCGGGCGAGACCCUACUGGUGAACGCGGCAGCGGGGGCUGUGGGCUCAGCGGUGGGCCAGAUCGCCAAAAUGAAGGGCUGCAGAGUGGUCGGCUCGGCGGGGUCCGACGCGAAGGUAGCCUUCCUCAAAGAGCUGGGCUUCGACGAGGCCUUCAAUUACAAAACGGUGGCCUCCCUAGAGGAGGCUCUGAAGAAGGCCGCUCCAGACGGAUACGACUGCUUUUUUGAAAACGUGGGAGGCCCUUUCUCGAGUUUUGCCCUAUCACAGAUGAAAGAUUUUGGAAGAAUAGCCGUGUGUGGAAGUAUAUCCACAUACAAUGACACCGAGUCUCAGACAGCAGGCCCGUAUCCUCAAAUGACCAUCAUCGUCAAGCAGCUCAAGAUGGAGGGCUUUAUGCAAAGCAGAUGGGAGCGAAAGCACCCCGAGUCGCUCAGGAGGCUCAUGGGCUGGUUGAAAGAGGGUAAACUUCAGUGCCGCGAACAUGUCACCAAGGGCUUUGAAAACAUGCCGGCGGCUUUCAUGGGAAUGCUGCGAGGGGAAAAUACCGGCAAGGCUAUUGUGGCGGUCUGAUGUGAAAGCCAGUAUUAUUAGUACCAGCGAUUGACUAAAGUGCAUCCAGAAAGUAGUUGCACCAUUUUCCCAUUUUCUGUUGGUCCAAAAUACAAGUUAUUUUUCCCAAUCUAAUCUAAAACACACAACACCCCAUACUGACAACACAAAAAGUAUUUUCGGACCUUUUUUUGUGAAUUUAUAAAAACAUUUUUAAAAAAACGAAUAAAUCACGUGUAUGUGAGUAUUCACAGCCUUUGCUCAAUACUUUGUUGAUGCAUCUGUAACUUGCAGCAAUUACAGCCUCAAGUCUCUUUGAAAAUGAUUGCACAAGCUUGGCACACUGACAGUGGAAAUAAAAACUCUCUACAUCCAAAA
Messenger RNA from Phycodurus eques (leafy seadragon), 1510 nucleotides. RefSeq names its product prostaglandin reductase 1-like. Bases 161 to 1153 code for a protein of 330 amino acids. The transcript is spliced from 9 exons. Gene Ontology annotation, cellular component: cytoplasm. Gene Ontology annotation, molecular function: 15-oxoprostaglandin 13-reductase [NAD(P)+] activity; 2-alkenal reductase [NAD(P)H] activity. Lineage: Eukaryota; Metazoa; Chordata; Actinopteri; Syngnathiformes; Syngnathidae. The record is from RefSeq and is a predicted model, not a curated record. Gene Ontology annotation, biological process: prostaglandin metabolic process.